AUGGCUCGUUGGCUCCCUCACCCUGGCCCCGCCACAGUGUCCCAGUGUCUCGAGCUGCUGGGUGCCCAACUGGGCAAAAACAUGAGCACGAGCCGCAACGAGUUUGCCAAUUUGAAGCUGCCAGCCGAUCUUCAAGAAGCCGCUCGCCAGCUCGACGCUGCUGCCAUCUUUGACGUGGUGGAUAGCCAAGGCCGAGUGGCGCUGCACCUCGAUCUCAUGCCCGAGCUGACACGCCUCCAUCGCGUGACCCAACAUCGACGCUCGGGCCUGCUGAGUCUUUUUCUACCUCGAGCCACUUUGGCCCGACUCUUGCAUGGUCUUGUUGACACGUUGGGACACGAUCAAGCCAGCAACGACUUGGUCGUUGGCGUUCUUCAAUCCAAAGCCUUUGCCAAAGCGACCCAAGAACGCGGAAGAGCGGUUGUCAAGUUGCUGGCUAGCCUGCUGGCUGGCGUGGGCAAAAACGGCCAGUUUGGCUCGGACAUGCGCGGCUUUGUGGAGCCUCGACUAGCUGUUCUCAACCUUGGCCUCGCCUCGCUCGGCUUUCAAGUCGAAAUCUGCACCAAGACCACGCGUGACAACAAGCAGCAACACUCGCUGAAGGUUGGCCUCUUGGGUCCGGAUGGCCAUCGGGCUCAAGGUCAGCAACCAGCUCAGCUGCUGGCUGGAGCCGUUGUGCCGUACAUGCGGGCCGUGGCCUCGACCAAUGGCGAUACUUCCGACGCUUUGACCAGCCCACCCCCAACCUGGCCUCAGCAGGAUCCUGCCACCGUUGGCAUGUCGACACCGCUUCCGCCCGAUGUGGUCAGCUGUUCUUCUCAUGCAGACUCUGGUCUGGAUGCUGGAGACGAGGUCGCCGCACCUUCUUCUUCUUCUUCUUCCACUGCAGACUCUGCAGAGGCCAUUGACGAGGACUUUGUUCUGGACGACCUGGACGAUGUUGGCCUUGAUCUUAUUCUGGCUGGCUCCGCUCAGACCACCCCUGAGACCCAAGCGGCGCCGCUCAGGCAGGAUACAAUAAGGCUGGCCCGCACGCACUCGACGGCUGACCCAAUCCUCCCGAGCGAUUCUACCGCCGCCCCACCUCCCAAGCGCUCGCGACCGGCACCCGAAGUUACCACCUCCAACCCGAUGGACCUUUCCGUGAUGGCUACUCGAGCUGUCCAUGAAACGCAAGCCGAUGCUGACAUUGCUAGCAUUCGCAGUGACCUCUUGUCUGUUGAUGCCGAGCCAUCGAUAUCGACGGCGUCGUUGCCCGCAUCUGAACAAGGGCUGGCGUUGCCCGCGCUGCCCGCGUUGCCCGUCGACUUGGUCCGACGCGACAGUCAUUCUAGCGUGGAGGAGCCAUUGCGCUCGACGCCGACGGACGCGCAUUUGGAAGCAUCCCCCGUUGUUGGAGGGUUUUCCACAGCCGUGGCCAACUGGGUCCUCGAGAUGGACGUGGACGUGAACUGGGAGUUGGACGCGUGGGACGUUGGACUCCAACCCCAUUCCCAAUCACAAGGCAUCGGGCUCCAGCCUGUGGCUGCACCACCACGCCCUGAUUUGGAUGUAAAUCAGACACCGAUGGCGGUGGAGGUGCCGCGCUCGGAGUCUCAAAGCCCGCAAUCCUUGGCCAGAUGGCCACGGGGUGCCGUGCGCUUCAACCGAGACUCGCUGCAACCGGCCGCUAGCAUGGCCACAAACACACAGCAAGCACCAUCUUUGGAGCGCCGUGCACCACAACAACCAUUCCGUGGCCGUCCUCUGGCACCCACACCGGAUGAUUUCAGUGGUGGCGUGGGCCAUGCCUUGAACGAUGAUGUCGUGCAAUUGGCUUGGCCAGGCCCUGAGCUGCAGGAGCUGCAGGAGCAGGGCACCAGCGCCCAAGGAUCCGUGACCUCGGGCUUUCAUGCCGAGACAUGGCAAGAACCGACUCCACAACAAGCCGCUGCUGCAAGGGCAGCUGCACGCUUUCAAGGACAGGCAUCGGCAUCAGCCUUUGACGAGGCCGGUAGUCCGUUGCCCCGUGUGGCCACGAUGCCGACCACACCCGUCAUGGUUGAUGGACAGGAACUGGGCGGGUUGCAACAGCACGCCUUGGCCCCACGCACCAGUGAUGCCGCUGAGGCUAGGCCUCAACAAGAUCGCCGCGAUGGCGAUGGCGAUGGCGAUAGCAACCAUGGCUCCCGCCUGUCGCGCGAGACGGAUAAUCAAGAAAUGACUCAAAUAAGAUCCCACCCAGGUCAGAUUUUGGACAGCGCCAAAGUCACCCAUGCUGCGGUCCGCCUGCCCUAUACUGACCUGAUUGCUCACCUCAUCCCUAUUGUUGUUUCACUUCGCAUCGCAGCACGCCAACUUCAACCCCACCUGGAUGAAGCUUCCAGCCUGGACCUGUCCGAGGCUCGGGUCUCUGGACAGCGCCAAACAUUGGACCGACAACAGCUCGAGGAGCUUUCUGGCCCACCGGGUGCCCUUUCCGACUCAGCAGGUCAAACUGGACCGCUUGAUGGCGUUUUCCUGGCAACCCCUACCAUUCAGCCUGUACCGAGCUUUGCUGCCAAUGGCAGCGAAGCUGCUGGUCUAUCCACCAGCUCGGACACUCAGGCUCGAGAGGCCACGGGUGCCAGCGAACGAGCGCUUCAGGCUCAAGGACCCAAGCAACCACAAUCGCGACGUGAUGAUCGACGCGAUGAUCGACUUGCAGAUGCUGCGGCCCAUUGGGCUCUGGCCGGCGAACAGACGGCCGUUUCGGAGCAUCUGAUACUCGAUGAGUUGUCGUCGCCGUCCUCUUCUUUUUUGCAGGGCUGGCCCGAGGCAGUGGCUUUCGACCGUCUUGGUCGCGUCGUUGGCGAUGCCGUCUGUAUGUUGGCAACGGCUGGAAUGUUCAAACGAGCCUUCCGCCCACAACGCGAUCGACCCGCAUCCCAGCCACAAACUGCACGUCGGGCGUCUGGGCGAGGUGCUGCCGAAAGCAUCGACACCGUUGAGGGCUCUGGCUCUGCCAGGCCCAGCAUGGCUGUUCGCGAGUCGCCUCAAUCGACGGCAGCGCGACCUCUCUCGCUGCUGUCGUCGGCGGCCACGCGUUCAGACCAGCGCGCGUCCGACCACGCGCACGGCAACGGUGCCGUGUCUUCUCUGCAAACCCAACCCCGCUUCCAACCCCAGCCCCAGCUUUCUCAGUCAGUCUUCGACACCGUUGAGGGCUCUGGCUCUGCCGGGCCCAGCAUGGCUGUUCGCGAGUCGCCUCAAUCGACGGCAGCGCGACCUCUCUCGCUGCUGUCGUCGGCGACCACGCGUUCAGACCAGCGCGCGUCCGACCACGCGCACGGCAACGGUGCCGUGUCCUUUUUGCAAAAUCAAUCCCAGCCUCGGCUCGCUCAGUCGGCCUCAUUGGCGACUGCGCCUCAAGUGAAAUUGCGAGUGCGCAUUCGCGCCACGCAACACGCUUCAUCCCCUACCGGUCAAGCGUGCUUAGAGCAUUGCCACCGCAUUUCUCAGUCAUGCCUCUCACACAAGUGUCUUGCUGAGCUCGGCUCGACUAAGCUUGAUCUUUCAGCUUGGACCCAGCAGGUGAUCAAGGCAACUCGUUGA
This is a messenger RNA of Monosiga brevicollis MX1, 3573 nucleotides long. RefSeq lists its product as uncharacterized. Bases 1 to 3573 code for a protein of 1190 amino acids. The record is from RefSeq and is a predicted model, not a curated record. NCBI's taxonomy places the organism in Eukaryota, Choanoflagellata, Craspedida, Salpingoecidae. The transcript has 4 exons.